AUGAACGGGGACCUGAGUCUCUCCCAGGCUCUUGGUGGCCUUCGAAUAGCCAAUCCUGAUGAUGCGACACAUGACCGUACCCCAAUCCACGUCGACCAAACUUCUCCUGCCCCUACUGCGGUACAUGAGACGUCACGGAGAGAUCACGAAGCACCUGCCGCUGGCAACCUUGAUAAUGACCCCCACGGCUUCAAAAUGGAACAAUAUCCCCAUGGGAACGGACCACAGCCUCUCGUCUACACACAGCCGCCCAUGGGCGUACCCGAUCUGCCCACGCAUCACCCUAUGCCAACACACAGUCAGACUGUAUACGAAGGUAGCUACGGCGAGUCACCAUUGCAACAACAGUCAAAUCGACUGAUGGCACUCGCUACAGGCACCGCAAACGAGUCCAUCCCACGCAGGCAAUCAUCGAGAGGAAGACCUGAUGACUACCUGCGCAACGAACCGGGCCAAUCGGUCGCCUAUGCUGGGGCAGCUCCCGGCCAACCCAGUGCAGAAGACUGGAAAGACCGCGGUGCUGCUGUGGGCAUCAGGAGAGAAGUUGAUGCAAAUGGCAGGUCGAUAGUACGACAAGUUAAAAAGGGAGUUCGAGACUUCUCCUUCGGCCGGAUACUCGGAGAGGGUUCAUACAGCACCGUAUAUCUGGCAACCGACAGACAAACCUUGAAAGAAUACGCGAUCAAGGUUCUAGAAAAACGGCACAUCAUCAAAGAGAAGAAGAUCAAAUACGUCAAUAUCGAAAAAAACACCCUCAACAGACUCACCGAGCAUCCCGGCAUCGUCAGACUGUACUAUACGUUUCAAGACGAGGCGUCUCUUUACUACGUCCUGGAUCUUUGCAAUGGCGGAGAGCUUCUCGGCGUCCUGAAGAAAACAGGAACUUUUGAUAUCGACUGUGUGAGAUUCUACGGAGCCCAGAUCCUGGACGCUAUCGACUAUAUGCAUUCUCGAGGCGUUAUCCAUCGUGAUCUGAAACCGGAGAAUGUCCUCCUAGACAAUCAGAUGCACGUCAAGAUCACGGAUUUUGGUACUGCGAAGUUGCUGAGAGAUCCGAGGGACCUGCAAAAUGCAACAUAUAGCAACGAUACCGGUGCUGAUCAAGAUGAAGACAGAGCUGCGUCUUUUGUUGGUACUGCAGAGUAUGUGAGCCCCGAGCUCUUAACGCACAAGACCGCCUCAAAAGCAAGUGAUAUCUGGGCGUUCGGGUGUAUCAUCUUCCAAUUACUCGUUGGAAGACCGCCCUUCAAAGCUGGAAGCGAGUACCUCACCUUUCAAAAAAUCGUCAACCUCGAAUACGAAUUUCCCGCUGGUUUUCCACCAGCUGCAAGCGACCUUGUGGAACGUUGUCUGGUCCUCGAUCCUGCUAGAAGGCUAACAAUCGAGCAUAUAAAGAACCACGAGUUCUUUGAAGGGCAGCAGUUUGGGAGAGGUUUAUGGAAGACCAAAGCGCCGAGACUUCGGCCAUAUGUUCCCCCUCCACAAGAGCCAAACAUCAUCCAGUUGAAUGGCUUCCAGAACAGCAAUGCCCCCAAUGCUAGCCAACCGCGACAGCAAAUGAAUCAAAAAACAGCGCCUCGUCCGGGGCGAAUUAUCACGGAGCUUCCGCCUCCCACCCAACUCGAUAUCGAAUGGUCUCCAGUUCUCACGAAGGACAACGAACGCAUAUUAAAGCUGGCUGACUUGUUGGUCAUUUCGAGUCCACUGCAGAACGGUGCCAAUGGCAAGGGCGCAGAUGAGGGCCACAGAAAGCUCUCUCGGUUCUUCGGAGGCAGCACGACAAAGAAGCGUCAAAGACUCGUCAUGGUUACAUCGAGCGGAAGAAUUGUUCUUGCUCCUGCCGGAGGGGAAGAAAAGCGAUCCAAACAGGAGCUUUCACUCCUCGCAACAGACAGCUCAUGGCACACCCAGAAUGACGCAAAAGGUCAACUGGUUUGGUGUGUCGACGUUGGAGGAAACCGCUAUACAUUUGAAGAAAAUAAAGGCACAGCGCCAUCGGAAAGCGGUACAUCGUACGCAGAAGAAUGGAUAAGCAGCCUGGAGCGAGCGCGUGACCUUGCUAUUUCUCAGAACCUUGUAGCCCAGGGCGGCGAGAAUGGGUUUUCCGAAAUGUCCUCGACCGUGCCCAGCCCUUCUAGCACCCUCGGCGGUCGGGGCAAUGGUCCUGAUUCAUACAGCAUCAAUGAGCGACCAGCGCGCGGGCAUCUUACCAAAGGCCAAGGCGCCGCCGAGGAGCCUGCUCCGAAGAGGAAUCGCUUUAGUAAACGACAAUCACGCAGUGGCCUUGGUGCCGCUUUCUGA
This is a messenger RNA of Cordyceps fumosorosea ARSEF 2679, 2301 nucleotides long. RefSeq names its product Serine/threonine-protein kinase domain protein. The coding region runs from base 1 to 2301 and encodes 766 amino acids. The transcript has 2 exons. Gene Ontology annotation, molecular function: protein serine/threonine kinase activity; ATP binding. Gene Ontology annotation, biological process: intracellular signal transduction; peptidyl-serine phosphorylation. The record is from RefSeq and is a predicted model, not a curated record. NCBI's taxonomy places the organism in Eukaryota, Fungi, Ascomycota, Sordariomycetes, Hypocreales, Cordycipitaceae.